CGCUCCCACUCGCUCCGUUCGACGUUGCUCGUUUACAGUUUUACUUUUUAAUUACUGAGAGAAGUGAAUUGCUUUAUGUUCGAUGAUUCAUAAAGUUUAAAUUCAUUACAAAUGUGCCGAUAGAAGCGGCAACGUUUUACAAAGUGGUUUCAAGAACGUAUGGAUAAUCUGAAACAAUUCAACACAAUGGCUUCGGACGAUAACUGGAGGACUCAAGCCUUUAGGCAGAGUGUUGUGUCCAAGAUUGAGGAGGUAAUCCAACGCUCGGGCGUCCAAGUGGCCCGUAACAGCAGUGAGAUGGAGAACCAUGUGUUUAUGAAGGCCAAGACUAGAGAGGAGUAUAUGAACAUGGUCGCAAAACUUAUUCUGCAUGUCAGGGAAAUGUCUCAAUCAAAACAAAACCAAGGUCAGCAGCAAAUGCAGGGACCCAACCAAGGUCAAGGACCCGGCCCGAGUCCCCAAGUUCAGGCACCCCAAGGUCAACAACAGCAACAGGGGCCCAACCAGCAAGGUCUCACACAAGACCCAAUUAAUGCCCUUCAAAACUUAGCAUCUCAAGGUUCCAGGAACCAAAUGAUGACCAUGGGCCCUCAAGGUCAAAUGCAACAACAAGGGGUCAUGGGCCCCAAUUCUGGUAUGGGGGGAAUGCAAGGUCAGAUGGGACAACAAGGACCAAUUGUGUCUCAAGGACCUCAAGCUCAAACUGCCACUAAUUUGCUGCAAACGCUUAAUCAGAGACCUCAGAUGAAUAUGCAGCUACAGAACAAGCUUGGUGGUCCGAUGGGGAUGGUGGGGAACCAAGGUCAAAUGGGGAACAAUAUGGUUGGUGGUAUGGGGGGAAUGGGGAAUCCUAUGGGCAGUCAGUUGCAGAGUCAGCUUGCUGGUGGCAUGCAGGGGCAGAUGAUGCCAAAUAUGUCUAUGCAAAACUCCAUGCAGGUCCCCAUGAGUGGGUCUAAUACCAUGGGACAGAUGCCGUGCAACCAAGUGGGGAUGGGAGGUCAAAUGGCACCCAAUAACAUGCAAGGACAGAUGCCAGGUCAAAUGGUAGGAGGCAUGGGCAACAGCCAGAUAGUCGGCCUCAACAUGCUACACAUGGGUCGUGUAGGCGUGGCCAACAAACAGGAAGUGGGCGGGAUGCUGGGCGGGGCCUACCCUGCGCGUGCGCCGCCCCCGCAGCAGUUCCUGCGCCAGAGUCCCUCGCCGUCUGCCCCAUCGCCUAAUAUGGGAGGCCCGAGUCCUAUGGGUGUAAUGGGUGCUACUAUGACAUCCCCGAUGUCAUCACUGGGCGGGCUGGGCGCGUGCGGCAGUGUCGGCAGCCCUUCGCCCUCCAAUCCGGCCCAUCUUGCUCACCAUGUGCAACAGCCGCAGAGGUCGCCUAGGGGCGUCGGUAUGGGCAUGGUAGCCUCUCCGUCAUCCUCUCUCAACACCCCCGUGGGGGCUGGGGUGGCCUCUCCUGGCGGCGAAGAGGCAGCCUACAGGGAGAAGGUCAGGCAGCUCUCCAAGUACAUCGAGCCUUUGAGAAGAAUGGUGCAUCGGAUGGUCAGCGAAGGAGAAAAUGUUGAAAAACUGACAAAGAUGAAGAAUCUUCUGGAUAUAUUAUCGAACCCUAACAAACGCAUGCCUUUGGAGACGCUCAUCAAAUGUGAAGUGGUGUUGGAGAAACUCGACUUUAAACGCAGCGAGGGUGUUGUCGUGCCGAGUGCUGGAAAGGAACAAAUCUUCAACCCUCUGCUGGAAGUAGUGAACAACUGUCUACAAUCACCACUAGCUAAUCACACUCUGAAGCGCACAUUUGGAUCUGCACUCGACGCUCUUAAUGGACCAGAAAUGAGGAAUCUACCAACACCCCAAAAGAUACCAAAACUAGAGGAACCACCAAUGGAAAUCCCAGAUGUACUGCAGGGUGAAAUUGCUAGAUUAGACUCGAGAUUUAAGGUAUCCCUCGAACCCAUGUCGUACUUCGGCGGCGGUGGCGGGGCAAUCUCUCUCAUCGCCGCGCUAGACGAGCCGCGCCUGCCGUGCGUGGCGGGCGUGCACGUGUCCGUGCCGCGCGACUACCCCGCCCGCCCGCCCGUCCGCCUCAAGCCGCGCCCGGCCCGGGACCUGGCUCCACACUCCUUCCUCGCCAGGCUGGAGAGGGCCAUGGACGCUAGGUGUGCUAGAUUACCAAAGAGCUGUUCAGUAGGACAACUCCUGGACGCGUGGGAGAUGAGUGUGCGGCAAGCCUGCGCACCGAACCCCGGCACCUACACUCCCGUGCCCGCACUCGGAAUCUAAGCUACAAGUAAAAUAUCUGGAAUACGCCAUUUGAGUAACUAAAGGCAGUUAACUAAAUUUAAACAAUAUUGAUACUUUUUACACAAAUACAUCAUCAUCUGCCUAGCCUUACCAACUGUGUUGGGGUCGGCUUCCAGUCUAAACGAAUGCAGCUGAGUACCAGAAGGAGCGACGACCUAUCCGACUUUUGCUUAAAAUAAUGAUUAAAUGGAUUAAGUUACUGUUAUUAUUGUAUUUACAUUGAUUUUACCCACAUUUUAUUUUUAAACAAGUUUCUAAAUAAACCGUCUGUAAAUGUCAA
Molecule: messenger RNA, 2578 nt
Organism: Helicoverpa zea (corn earworm)
Lineage: Eukaryota; Metazoa; Arthropoda; Insecta; Lepidoptera; Noctuidae
Gene: MED15
Product: mediator of RNA polymerase II transcription subunit 15
Exons: 11
Coding region: 160-2277 (705 amino acids)
Biological process (GO): regulation of DNA-templated transcription
Molecular function (GO): transcription coregulator activity
Source: RefSeq, a predicted model, not a curated record